AUGGUCCAGAUCAGCGAAGUGAAGGGCAACUCGCGCGAGAACAGAACCGCGGCGCAUACACACAUCCGGGGUCUUGGUCUGCGCUCUGACGGUACUCCCGAAACUACUGCUGAUGGUUUCGUCGGGCAAGGAGCUGCUCGUGAGGUGAGAAGAACCUAA
Penicillium salamii is the source of this 159-nucleotide messenger RNA. Lineage: Eukaryota; Fungi; Ascomycota; Eurotiomycetes; Eurotiales; Aspergillaceae. The record is from the annotation of a GenBank genome assembly.